Molecule: messenger RNA, 6956 nt
Organism: Bactrocera tryoni
Lineage: Eukaryota; Metazoa; Arthropoda; Insecta; Diptera; Tephritidae
Product: monocarboxylate transporter 14
Exons: 1
Coding region: 3586-5958 (790 amino acids)
Biological process (GO): monocarboxylic acid transport; transmembrane transport
Molecular function (GO): monocarboxylic acid transmembrane transporter activity
Source: RefSeq, a predicted model, not a curated record
GCGAAACAACCGUGCGAAUUGUGCUUUCCUCUAGUGGUGCAGCGUAACACUGUUGGACCACAAUUAGCUAAAGCAAAAUUCAUAUUUUCUUCUAGCAUAAUAUUUUUAUUCAGCUACAGUUGACGAAAAAAGCUAGCAAAUAUAAAUAUUGCUUGCGUGUGUUAAUAAAAGAAGUGUCGCACGACGCCAGCGUCGUUGACGGCGACGUUCAGAAGCGAACUGUUACAGCCACCAGCAAGGCAGGUAGGCAGGCAGUCAGUUAGCCAAACUGCGCUGUGGAAAAUCAUAUAAAAAUAUUUUUUUAGAAAAUAUAAUAAAUUUAAAUUGGCAACGCUUAAAUAAAGCAAAAACAAUAUAAUAAUAAGAGCUGCGAGUAAUACAAUAAAAAUUCAACUGAAAUUCAAUUGACGUACGUUGUUAUUGUUGGUUGGAGGCAGUGAUGGAGCUGUUAGGCAAGCAACAACUCUAACAACGACAACAGCAGCGACGACUGAGUCAACGGUAACGACAACGACGACAGCAACGUUGCGACUAGCUGCUAUUCGAAACUAAAAGCAACAGUAACAGCAAAAACAAUAACAAUAGCAACAGUGACAGCAGUGCUACUGCCUAUACCAGUAGUGUCAGUGGCGUUGGCGUUGGCGUUGACGUUGGCAGCGUACGUAGACGUAGCAGCGGCGUAGCUGUGACUGUGGCGACAACGUUCUUUGUAACAAGCUCGUGGAUUUGUUGUUUUUGUUGAAAACAUUUAUCGAUCACGCGUCAAACGAAACGGAGCACUCGCUCGGCUAACACACAUUUGUAUAAUGUAAUAUGGUUGUAUAAAACAAACAUUAAAAAACAAGAAAAUUAAAUAUUCAUUGUCAAAAGGCAAAACGGAAACUUUGCGGUCGUGUAGAACAAAACGGAAAAUCGAAAUAUAGCAAAAUAACACAAAAACAAAACGGUGCAAAACGCUAACACACCACAUUCGACAAGCGGAAAAUGAGCUAUUAAAGUGCAUAUAGGCGGAGGAGGCAGCGUGAAGCAAAAGGAAAUAUACAAAUUAAUGCAUUUGCAAAUUUCUAAUGUGAAGUCAUUUAUGUAUGCUUGUAAAUGCAAUACAUUUUGACGAAUGUUAACCAACUAGCACAACUGCAAACCAAAACAACACACGUCCACAACUCAGCACUGAAACCAAAAACAAUAAGGAAUAGUGCUGGUACAACAACUUGAACCACAACAACAAAAACAUUUUCGUCGCAUUACGCAUUUAAACUUGAAUUAAAAUUUCUAUUGCAAACGCUUAACACGUUGCAAGUACAAAACUCGUGCAGUUGAAGAGCAAGGUUGAAAGGAAGACUGCAUAUUUUGUUGUAAAAAAGAGAAAAAAAUACCAACACGUUGAAUGCACGAAAGCCUAAGGUAAAGAGUGUUAACGGUUCUGUGCAUUUUCAUUUGCUGUCAAUGCAAAUUGAAAGCAAAAAAGACAAAAAAUAGCAGACAAGAAAAAGAAAAUUCAAAAAAGAAAUUAAAAAAAAUAAUAUAUGCAAAAAAAUACAACAAAGACAAAAGUGCAGAUACGCCCCAGCGUUUAAGUAUUUCAAUAAUAACAAUAACAAAGCGCAUACUAUAAACACAAGUUGCAGCGCGCAAGCAGCUGAGCAGAGUCAAAAGCGUAGAUAAAUGAAAAAUAAAUACUCAAAAAGUUACAUAUAAUCAUAUAGAAGAAGACCACAUAGCAGCAAACAGCAAAUGACAGCUGGUGCUGCACAUUGGCGAGCAAAGAAUAGGGAAAAAAUACAGGAAAAGCGUUUUUGAGGAAAAACGGCAAAGUGUAACAAAGAAAAUACUCAUGAACACAUAUGUAUAUAUGUACAUGCAUAUAAACAAAAACGUGUAGAAAAUAAGCUAUAUAUUAUAGGCGUUAAAAAGCUUGGAGAAUAUAUUUAUUCAAAUAAAAGCAAUAUUACGAUUUACUACGCAGCAAAAAGCACUGAUUUCAAUUAAAACAAAAAAAUCAAAAAUUAAAGAAAUUGUAGGUGAAACAUUAAACAAUUGCAUUACUCGCUGAAUAUCCAACUCAAGUAAACGUGAUUAUACAGAAUAGCAAGUAAAAACAAAUUUUUCGAAAAUAUUUCAUUACAAAUUUUUAGCCACACAAGUGACACUCUCAUUGAAAACGCGCGCGUUUUUCUUUAGCUUUGCUUUGCAAACUUAUAUACUUACAAAACAUGUGUUUAUAUAUAUUUAAAAAUAGAGAAUAAUAUAAAUACAAAAAUAAGUAGUUUAGUGUUACCUGAAUUGUUGAAAAUUCUGCUUCUCCGGUAGCACAUACAGUGUAAAUUUAUUAAACACAAACACAAAAAAAGAAACUUGCUCAAGUGCAUUGCAUAGUUACUGCAGCGCAUAACAAAAAAAAAAAGCAUACGAACAUAUAGCCAAAGCGUAUAAAACAAAAACAUCAUUGAAAUAAAACGAAACACACACACGAAAAAGUGUCAUUCCAUUCGAUAACGUCAACAAAACAAAGUGUAAAAGAAUAUCAAGAAAUUAUCAAAUAAAUAAUAUCAAUAGCAAGCAAAAAUUCAUAGCCAAACGCGCUCUCGCACUCACGCCGCGUGCUAGCAGCGCAACCAAGAGCAGAGCGCACAUUCUAUAACGAAACUGUCAUACGUUCGGUGCUCGCAUUACGCUCGCCGCUCAGCCACUCUUGAAGGCGAAUUACGACGACUACUAUAGCCACUGAGUCUACUCAUCAUCAUCAGAGCACACGGCAGUUGUGCCGCGCGUUUUUGUCUUUGCCAUUGUGGUCGUAGUCGUCUUCGCCAACGUUAUCGACAGAGAGCAGAGAGCAUACUGUUGUUGUAGCGGCCCACCACCCAUCAAACGACCGACAAGCCGACAAGCUAACCAGCCAGACAAGUAACUAACAGCGCGAGCGAACAAACGUGCAGAGUUAAUGUGUGACAGCGAGUCAGCCAACCGCCAGCAGUCAGCAGUUAGCACAGCAGUCUGCGAAGAUAAAGCUUAAACAGUGCCGAAAUCCAAAAGGAAGAAAUUCUUAAAUUAAUAUUGAACUUUGCUGAACCGCGACAAUUGACCAUCAAUAAUCGCGGUGGUCGCAAGUUCUCGAGCGCACUUACAAUAAGAAUUAAAAUAAAAUGAAAUAAGAAGUUAAAAAAUAUAAAAUAAAACAACACGCACAUCAAAAACAAAAAUAUUCGCCUAUAAUCGUACGUGGUAGAGAAAAAAGUGAAAGUCAAAGCAGAAGGAAAAAAGGGACGAAAAAACGUGUAGUGUAGUUGACAAAAUAAAGGCAGCAAACCAAAAAUUUUUUUGCUCGUGAUGUAGUGGUGAAGAACGGCAAGCAGAAAGAAAGCAAGCGAAAAAAAUAAAUAACUUCUGAAGAGCAACUACGGCUACGAAGUGUAAUAAAAUACUUAAAAGUGACUAUAAAAACAUAAAAGAAAAAAGCAUAAGUGAAGUUAUUGUGUUGAAGCAAAAAAUACUUGGAACACCUAACAACUACCUAACUUCGUUAGAAUACGCCACUUAACCUCCAACUUUGUAGCAAUAAGAAAAACUAGUAUUAAAAAUAAAAAUAUGGGUGAUACAAAUGCACUGGGUUCCGGUACGCGUCUACGUAAAUUCGAUCGUACAGACAGUGAAGUUGCAUGUGAAGAAGCCGCGCGCCUUACCGCCGACCUGCAGGAAGGCACCGUCAGUCCGGACGAUGAGGAUGAUCUCAGCGAAUACGGCGAGCUGCCACCACCGCCAGACGGCGGUUACGGUUGGGUCAUCUGCUUUGCGUCGUUUAUGUGCAACAUGAUUGUUGACGGUAUCGCGUACACGUUCGGUAUAUUCCUUGGUGAAUUCGUCGAUUAUUUUGGUGAAGGCAAAGGCAAAGUGGCCUGGGUAGGCAGUUUACUGAGUGGUGUUUAUCUGAGCGCUGGUCCAAUUGUGUCCGCGUUAGCGAAUAAAUAUGGUUGCCGUGCAGUAUGCAUUGCCGGUAGCGUUGUGGGUUGUAUUGCAUUCGUACUGAGCACGAUGAGCACGUCCAUUAACAUGCUGAUGCUAACAUACGGUGUGAUCGGAGGUUUCGGCUUCGGUAUGAUUUACCUGCCUGCGGUUGUGGCUGUCGGUUAUUAUUUUGAAACGAAACGCUCACUGGCCACGGGUAUUGCGGUAUGUGGCUCUGGUUUCGGUACGUUCGCCUUCGCGCCAUUAGCUACGUAUUUGUUGCAGUUGUAUGGCUGGAAGAAUGCACUACUCAUCUUCGCGGGUCUCAUUUUGAAUUGUGCCAUAUUUGGCGCUAUGAUGCGUCCACUCACCUACCCCAAAAAGAAGAAGGUUAAACCGCUCAUGCAGCGUAUGUACGAGGAGAAGCAAUUGCAAUUGGAACGUGGUUCAAUUGCUGGUUCACAUUUCAUGGUACAGCUGCCGGACGGCACCAUGGAGCGUAAGCUGAAAAUGCCACUCAAUGCCGAUCCCGGUGUACACUCUAGUCUCAAUUUGGAAUUGCUCGCCCAACAGGGUUCAUUACAUCCCGUCUCAACCCUACCAACUAUAACCGAAGCAAAGGUGGUCGAAUAUCAAACUGGCGCACAAAGUCCACCAACUGUCGAUAGCAAUGGACAACUGGAUGUGAAGCGUAGCGGUAGGCGUUCACAUCGUAAUUCGGAAACCGAGACCAGCCCUUACAACUCUGUGGAUGCAAUGACACGCAAUGCCUCACAGCCCGCCUUUAUGGCAGACCAUCAAAGUCUUCCAAAGAAUGGUUCGGUGCCUUCUUUUAAUCGUGUACGCAAGACGUCAGCCAGCGAACGUUUCCAGCCAUCCUUAGCUGCCAUACGUGCAUCAUCGCGCGGCGAUCUCGACAGCAAUGGUGUUGAAAUGGGAUUUACCUCAUCGAAAAUAUCGCUCUCACAGAGUCAGUCCAGUGGCAAAAUGGUACGUCCAAUGUCACGUAAAGAUAUCUUCUACUCCGGAUCUGUGACAAAUCUGCCACAAUACCAGUCGCAAAAAUCGCUCACGAAUUACCGCAACUCCGUGCUAUCGUUAACCAAAUAUGAAAAGAGCAUGCAAAGUGUACGUGUACAUGAUCCGUUGGCUGAAGCUGAAAAAGGACGUGGACAAUACGAUCUUUGUCCCUGUCUCACCAUACCAGACUCUAUUAAAUCCGUAUUCAAUACAAUGUUGGACGUCAGCUUAUUGAAAGAUCCAGUUUUUAUGCUUAUCGGCGUCUCCAAUAUAUUCGGCAUGGCCGGUUUGUACGUGCCAUUUGUGUAUCUCGUGGAUGCGGCUAAAAAAGACGGCAUCGAAGAUAGCUCAGCAUCAUUUCUACUCUCAAUUAUCGGCAUAACAAACACCUUUGGCAGGGUAAUUUGCGGUUAUGUGGCCGAUUUUCCCAAAGUCGACUCACUAUUUCUCAACAACAUUUGCCUACUCAUUUCCACGGUGGCCGUUACAUUAACACCGCUUUGCUCCUCCUACGGUGCCUACGUGACCAUGUCCAUUUUCUUCGGUGUCGCCAUCUCCGGUUACAUUUCACUCACGUCAAUUAUACUCGUAGAUCUAUUGGGACUGGACAAGCUCACCAACGCCUUCGGCUUGCUGAUUUUAUUCAGAGGUUUUGCCGCCAUAAUUGGAUCGCCACUAGCUGGCGCUGUUUACGAUGCAACCCAAAGCUAUGAUUUGCCAUUCUAUAUGGCGGGCGGUUUAUUUGCGCUAUCCACGAUCACCAGCUUUAUGGCGCCAUGCCUGAAACGUUGCACCACCUCCGAUGAAACACCAAUGCAGAUUGAUACGCUAACACCAAUCGAUGAGGAGCAAGGUGAAGAGGCGGAAGAUGAAGAGGACCAGCCCAUAACGAUUGUACCGAAAAUUGUGAAAACUCUACCCAGUCCACAACAUGAGGAGACGGACAGAGGAUUUCCAAGUGAAACAAAUAAAAGUGGCGCCGAAUCCAAGUUAUAAAGUGGUAAAUAAUACAAACAAACGCCAGCUGGGCGUUAGAAUAUUUUGUUGAAAAUUUUUUUGCGUAAUAGGUUAGAUGAAAAUGCCACAUAAAGUGAAGAAUGAAAGUGUUACAGGGGUAACACACACAGACACACAAUUGCGAAUGUGUGUGCGCAGUCAAGACUACAAAAAACCAGAGCGAUAUUUUUUUUAUUAACUAACCAUUAUUAAGCUUAAAAAGUGAAAAAUCAAUUAUAACAGUAAUAAAAAGAUCAACAAAUAAAUGCAGAACUUAUUCAACACUUAGGCUAAUUUUAAAUGCAUACACAAGCACACACAUACACAAUACACGCAAACACACAAAUUUAAAAGUCUAGCUUUGUAGCUAAUUAAUAAUUUAUAUUAUUAUAUAAUGCUAAUUGAAAUAGCUAAACGAAACAAUAAGCUCGCAAUAUAGCUAAAGGGUUAACUUAUAAGUAAACACCUAUAAAUCGAAGCCCAAACGCGUAUAGAGUUCGUAAUCUAAGCAAAAUGUACCAAAAAAGUCGAACCAAAACAAAAAGCAAACAAAAAAUUAUUAUGUAUUGUAGAUAUGUACUGGAAUGUACGCAAGAUUUUAAUGUGAAUGCAAAACGAAAAAUGUUAAACAAUUAUUAUUUGUUGUUAUUAAGGAAAAUGCUGCAUUAUUAUAUGCAUAUGUAUGUAAAUGUGAAUUUGUAAGGCAAACCAUGCAAUUUGUAAAGUGUGAGAGAGAUUAGAAACGCGAGCAGUGUAGGAAAAUCAAGCGACUCGCAAAAAAUCCUUUUUAAUCGGUAAUGUACUUGAAACUUAUGUGUACAGUGCUAGGCAUACUAAAUAUGUAAAAUAUGUAGAAAACGAGAGUGAAUGCGAUUGUGAAGCAAAAAUAUAGUAUUGUUUACAAAUCAACUCAAAACUCUAUAUUUAUACGUUAAUGUGUAAAUAAUUUCGAUUCAAUGAAACAAUAAAACAAAACACUGUUAACUCGUUACAAACGA